AAGCACAAAAGCCUUGUUUUCAAUAAGAAUGAGAUACACAGACACAGCAGAGACUCGGAAAAAAAAAGGAGAUAUUUGAUAAGCAGCGAGAACAUCUACAGUGUCGCAAACGUUAUCAUGAAGUGUGGGCAGGGGUCCUCUACGAGUUGGGAAAUUUGCAGUAAGAUUUAGAGAGACAAUCAGGAGAAGCCAAAGCUGUUUUUUGGGAUGAAAAGAGACAGAAUAUUCUUGAAGAAGCGGCUGUUCCUCCAAAAGAAUAAAAACCAGGAGUAUCCACGAGCCAACAUAGACAACCUUCCCUCCCCAAAAAACAAAACAGAACAGAAAAUUAAGGCAGUUAAUCCAGCAUUGCAACAAUACGGUGUAACGAACUGGACAGAGCAAUAAAGAGAACGCGAGACAGCGAAAUAACUAAAACAUAAUAACACAGAAAAGCAGAAAGAAAAAGAACAACAAAUGAUAUAGCGCUAACAUAUUCUGCAGCGCUGAAAAACAGAGAACCAGAAGAUACAAAAUAUAGAUCCAGAUCAGAUACAAGGACAGGAGAGAGAAGAGAAGGGGUGGUUAUUGCCUGAAGAGUAAGGCUCUUUAUUGGUUGAAGGUAGCUGGUAAAAGAACAGGCUACAUUGAAGAAAGGAACUAGAAUUCCAUGAUGUUAUUGUCGACCCUCAUUUUGCUUUUGUUGGUGGCCUCAAAUUGCCUUUUGGUGGGUCAGACGUGCGAAAUUCCAGAAGAUGACCGUUUGUACAUUUUGUCCAAGAUCAAGGCCCAGAUUGUGGAUGCACUGGGACCCCCUCCUUCUGUGUCCACACUAUCUUCUCCAAUACCUUCUCCAAGCUCCUGGCCAGCACUGAGGUCAGAGCAGAGGACUAUACGAAAAAGACACAGCAAGAGGCAAAGUGCAGGCCUUGAAGACAGCUCUCAGGUCAUCCUGUUCCCCUCCUCAGAUGUCUUAUGUGAGACCCCAAAUCUUGAUACAUCUCAUGAAGAACUUGGCAACAGUUUUACUUACAUAUUCCGUCCUUCACCUCAUAUCCUGAGUCGCAAAGUCUUGUCAGUACAGCUUUGGUUUUACACAGGAAAUUCUCAAACCCACCCUCCAAAACUGUUGCAAGACACGUCUAAAAAUGAACCCACUCUACUUCAUAGCCUAUCCUCUGCUCAAGUUGAUGAUCACAAGCCUCAGCCACCAACUGAUGGCCCUGUCACCCAGCAUGACCAUCAAGUGGACAAUUUUCCUGCUUCUUCAUUUAACAUCAGUGGAAAUUCUGACAUACUUCAACACUUGGUGGACCUCCAGGUGCUAUCAGAACACAAAGCAAUAACUGUGGCCACUUCCAGGGUAGAAAGAGUUGAUGACUGGAUUGUCUUUCAUUUGGCACCAGCUUUUCUAAGCUAUGUAACACAGGGUCUAUUCGUCAUGCUGGUCAAUUGCCCUACCUGUCCAUGUACCAACGAGCCUGAAUAUACCCCGUUCCUUAUGUACACUACUCGGCCCUCUCAUCGGAGUCGAAGAUCCAAGGUUCCCUGGUCUCCAUCUGCUCUGGAAUUGCUGCAACGUCCUGCAGGUUCAGGCAUCGAGAGCGCCCAUUGCCAUCGCGGCUCACUCAAUAUAUCAUUCGAGGAGCUAGGAUGGGACCAGUGGAUUGUACACCCUGGUAGCUUCCAGUUUCACUAUUGCCAUGGCACCUGUUCUCCAAGCCAUGGUUUGAGCCAAGCUCUCCACUGGGGCCACUGCUGUGCCGCACUUCCCAGUACAAUGAAGUCAUUAUGGGUUACCACUACAACAGAUGGUGGUUUCUCGUACAGAUAUGAGACGGUGCCAAAUCUGCUGACUCAAGACUGUGCCUGCAGUUAGAGCCAAUAGCUCACUUUAUGAAGAUGACCAAAGUCCAACAGCAGCGCCCCUGCCUGUGCUGCCUUAGCCUUCCAAUACCAAGAGUUUUCAAAAGGCGGAAGGACAAGAGCAGAGCAAUCUGGCAUUGGAGCUCAGAUUUUGGGGUUAAACCUUUCAUGGUUUAACCCCUAAAGUUAAGCCAGCGUCAGAGACCUCUUGCCACCAUAACAACUUAAUUUCUAUAAAAAUAAUUGAACUGAAAAAUAUUCUCCAAGUCAGCUUGGCUGCAGUUUGGCUAUUUUGGUAGUUAAAAAUAACUGUGAAUGAAUAC
Pelobates fuscus (common spadefoot toad) is the source of this 2168-nucleotide messenger RNA. RefSeq names its product inhibin subunit alpha (gene INHA). Gene Ontology annotation, cellular component: extracellular region. Gene Ontology annotation, molecular function: growth factor activity; cytokine activity. The transcript is spliced from 2 exons. The coding region runs from base 650 to 1858 and encodes 402 amino acids. NCBI's taxonomy places the organism in Eukaryota, Metazoa, Chordata, Amphibia, Anura, Pelobatidae. The record is from RefSeq and is a predicted model, not a curated record.